AUGUCUACUGAUUCCACUGACCGGAUGAAAAGUUCCGAAAGAGAGACUGUCAAUCAAGAUCCCGGUCCUGUGAAAGGUCCGAACAGAACAGAGGAACUGCAGAAAACCUGGGAGGAAAAGAGGCCAAAUUUUUACUGCAGGAUAGUGGUCAACCACCCAAUGAAGUGUUUCGCUAUAACCCUUAUCUGCCACGUUGCUAUGGUGAUUUUAUCAGGAAUCCUUUUGGGAGCAGGAUUUGACCUCUUUCCUACGAACUUUAAGCAAAUUCCAAUGGAGUUGUACGAGGUUCCCUACAAACUGAGAGAGGACGCUUGGUUCGAUAGAAACGACUACAACAACAGGUUCACACGCACUCUACCUAACCGUGGUUAUAGCACUUACGAAAGGGAUCAACUCUCUGAAUACUCAUCAGUAUUGAUGUAUUACGAUACAGGUACGGGAAAUAUCUUCACCAAAGCCAAUCUGCAAAAAAUGAAAAAUAUAGAACAAGAAUUAGCUAGUACGCAGUCUUUUCCUUCAAUCUGUAUGGCAAUCAACUCGUCUUUGUCCUGUCAACCUUUCAGGUCUGUUCUAAGAUAUUUUGAUGGAACAUUCAUGCUAAUCAGUGCUACCCUUUAUGAUCCUGAGUUUAACAACAUACCUGCCGUGCUAUAUGAAGCAUAUACAAACAAUAACACAAAGGAAGAUUUCAAGUAUUUCCUGCCCAUAGGAUACAGCUUGUCUUCUACGCAUGCGCAUGGAUCUCUCACGCGCUCAAUUUUGCCGGUUGGAUGUUCUCUGAAUGGCACUACAGAGUGUUCGAAAACUUCUUGGGUAUCGGAAGUGUUAUAUCAUCUACAAAAUGGUAUUCAGGAGAAGCUUGAAAAUGACGUAACAGCAUCCACAGAUGACUUCAACUUUUAUUUCUUUUCUUAUAAUUUAUGGUUUUCCGACCUUAUCCGACAAGCUAUUUUAGAUAUGUUAUGUGCUUUUGGUAGUAUGUUUGUUAUAUUUUGUUUCAUGCUGUUUCACACUGAAUCUUUUUGGAUCGCUGGUUUUGCAAUUAUCAGCAUUCUUGCGAGCUUUCUAGGAACAAACAUUAUAUACACAGGCAUAUUAUCAUUUAAGUAUUUUGGUUUCUUUCAUAUUGCAUCAAUUUUCAUUAUUUUGGGUAUAGGUGCGGAUGACCUUUUUGUGUUUUAUGAUAACUGGAGACUUACGGCUUUUUCUAAAUAUCCAAGUCUCGCACAUCGUCUGUCAGAUGCUUACUCAAAAUCCGUCACAAGUAUGUUUAUAACGUCACUCACGACGUCAUUGGCAUUCUUCUCGUGUGCGAUUUCUCCACUUCUGGCCACCCGAUCGUUUGGUAUUUUCACUGGACUUCUUGUCAUUUACAAUUAUUUAUCAGUUAUCUUAUUCUUUCCUACCGUAAUAAUCGUUUAUCAUUUAAAAUACGAAAAGUGGACCUGUCCAUGUUGUCGGAAAUGCAAGAAAGAUGAACAUCCCUCGGAAGAGACAAAAACUGAAAGAUCUAAUCAAGUGUUUAGUAUUACUAAUGUGGAAGAUAUUGAUGUAAGCAACACUAGUGGAAGAAAUGACAACGUUAGCGUCAGGGAAAAUUCCAAAUCGCACACUAAGAGGCAUUCCCUCUUCAGUAAAAGGGAUUCCCUCUUAUACACCAAGGCAAAUGCAGUGGUUCCGCUAGGACUAGUCAUGGGAGCGCUAAAGACAUUUAACAGCAGAGAGAAACAGAGGAGAAUGACAGUCUUCUUCAAGUAUUACUAUCUUCGAUUCAUCACCCACAGAAUCACACGGUGUGUGGCUAUUCCUAUCUUUGCUAUCCUGGUGGCGUACUUAGCUUACUCCGCGUCUAAUCUCGAGCCAGACAACGAACAGAUUUUGAUCUACAAGAAAUCCCACUAUUACACACAAGCUAUAACUAAGGAAUGGUAUUCAUUUGAGGAAAGCGCGGAUACCAAUUUAGUGACGGUAGUCGUCGUUUGGGGACUCUCCCUUAAAGACCGGAGUAGUUGUCAUUUCUCCGCCGUUGAGUGUAGAGGCACCGAAGUGUACGAUUCGACCUUUGAUCCAAACCCUCCAGCCAAUCAACAGGCUUUAAAAGAAUUCUGUGACUCCUUCUAUAACAUGUCAUCCUCGGACAUCAGUCUGUACAGAAUUAAAACUGACGACUCUGGGAACCCUGAUAUCAGCUGCUUCACAAGAGAAUUUGACACAUAUUUCAAGUCUCUUUCUAUAGGCGGAUUAGACCUGUCUCUUCCCUGGGAUUCUAAUAAGACGUUAUCAUUUAUGAACAACCUCUCAACAUACUACAAUACCACUGGUUAUUCCACAUAUACUGACUUCUUAUCGAUUCCUAUGCAGUACUGGAUGUAUGCGGGCUAUUCUGGGAACUACACGGCAGACUAUGGUGUGUACAAUGAUCUGUUUGGAGAAGAAAAGACAACAUUCAGCAGACAACUUAAAACAGAUAGCUCGAUAUAUUACGGAAAUAAAAUAAAGUAUAUCGGCGUCAGCGUGAAGACGACUGUGAACAGAAGAACGACGGGGUAUUCUACAGGUAUACCUAUAGUGGAGCGAUGGGAGAGCCUCAUUCAAUCCAAGAUGAGUGCCAUGCCUGUUGGCGUCAACAAUGGAUUCCAGCAAACCAGAGGAACGUGGCAUUUGUUUUACGUCAUCCAGACCCUUGUACAGAACGCCUUACUUGGAAUCGUGAUCGGGGUGUGUAUCGCCUUCCCCAUUCUCUCUUUGUCCACCAUGAACGUCGUGAUCGGUUUCCUCGCCACCUUCUCUAUCUGUUGCACCACUGUCUGCGUCAUUGGGGUCAUUCCACUGGCCGGCUGGAAACUAGGGUUCAUGACGGCGUUGAACAUGUGUUUAGUAGUUGGUUUGGCUGUGGAUUAUGUAGUUCAUUUGGCGGAGGGAUACACAUUGUCUGUUCACAAAGACAGAUACAACCGGACACGUGACAUGUUGGAAAUGAUGGGUUCUUCGGUGUUCUUCGGGGCCUGUACAACUCUUGGAGCAUCUCUUUUUCUUUUCGCCACGGAAAUUCAAUUUUUCUUGCAGUUCGGAGUGUUUAUGUUCUGCACAAUCGGAUUCUCUCUAAUGUUUUCUUUAGGAUUAUUUACAUUACUAGUUGGACUAAUUGGCCCACAGAAUAACACAGGAAAUUUAAAAGUUUUAUUUCAGAAGUGUCGAUUAAGAUUCCAAAGAUAAUGCAGGGUUCGUCUUUCUGAGUUGGAUUCCGAAGAAAAUUUGGAUAAUA
Saccostrea echinata is the source of this 3265-nucleotide messenger RNA. RefSeq names its product protein dispatched homolog 3-like. Lineage: Eukaryota; Metazoa; Mollusca; Bivalvia; Ostreida; Ostreidae. Gene Ontology annotation, cellular component: membrane. The transcript is spliced from 10 exons. The coding region runs from base 1 to 3216 and encodes 1071 amino acids. The record is from RefSeq and is a predicted model, not a curated record.